Messenger RNA from Anthostomella pinea, 2664 nucleotides. The record is from the annotation of a GenBank genome assembly. NCBI's taxonomy places the organism in Eukaryota, Fungi, Ascomycota, Sordariomycetes, Xylariales, Xylariaceae.
AUGACUUCACAUUCUGCAGGCGCGCUGCUGAACAGAGAUGUCGUCGACGCCUUCUACACCAAUCCACUUCCUGGCGGCGCCAACGCCUGGAGUCGGAGCACCCUGGGCGCCGCCCACAACUGGCGCCCUGCCCUCCAGGCCUUUACCAGGACCCUUGCAUCUUUCAGCUACCCUGCCGCCCUUUUCUGGGGCGAGGAUCUCAUCCUGCUCUCCAACCACGCCUGGGCCGAAGCCGGUGGCAUCGACCAGCAGGGCCAGCCGCAGCGUAAGUCGUUGUCUCCUGAGACAUACGAGAGCCUGUGCCACGCUCUGAAGGGUGGGAAGCAAACCCGCAUCAGGAGUCAUGAAAUCCUGAGGGCUUCCAAAGAAAAUGACACCGACUACACUCUGCUGGUCAGCCCACUGUUCGACGCCGAGGAUGGCGGGCCUAAGGAACCCGCCGGCGUGCUGGCCCAACUGUUGCCGCCCUCACCGACGGACAACAAACCCCGUGGCGACCAAGACAGACAAGCCACGCCGACGCGCGGCACCCCUCAGCUUGAUGCCCUCGAAGAUCCCAAGGACGACGGUGAGCCACAAGACAACGUUGCGCUUGAUCAACACCCCUUCUUCCAUCGCUUCGCCGAAAUGGUUCCGUGCGGUAUUGCUAUAUUAGACCAUAACGCCGAGGCCAUUUUCGUGAACCAACACUUCUUUGAUCUGACGUCGCAUCGAGCCGACGGUAACUCGUUCCAAGCAUGGCCCCAAAGUAUCUGUGAGGAGGAUUACGACCGGGUCAUGAAUGCCUACAAAGAAGCCUUCACGUCGCAACAGCAACUUCGCACUGAGUUCCGAGCCUCGAGCGAAGGCCACCCCUGGAGAUUGUUGUUUCUCAACCCUCUUGGCAAUGAGAGUCUACAGCACGUCUCCCUACGCGAGUAUGGUGGCUUCAUCUGCAGUGUCGUCGAUAUCACAUCCGAGAAGAGUGCCGAGUUGAGCGAGCGGAGGUCUGCAAAUGAGGCACGGAAGCGACGGGAGCAACAAGAGAAGUUUAUCGACAUGAUAUCUCACGAGAUCCGAAACCCCCUAUCUGCCGUGUUGCACUGUUCCGAGGAUGUCGCAGAAGCCAUACAAGGCGGACCUAACGGGGUCGACGUUGAUGCUAUCAGGGAAUCUAUCGAAACGAUCGACCUCUGUGUCCAGCAUCAACAGAACAUCGUCAACGACGUAUUGUCAUUCUCGAAGCUUGAUUCCGAAAUCUUGUCCCUCUCGCCACAGCCAUCGCAGCCGAGGAGGCAAGUCGCGAGAAGCUUGAAGAUGUUUCAGCCCGAGUUCCGGAAGCAAGGGAUUGACUUCGAAUAUGAAAUUGACAGUUCGUACGUGAAAAGCAACGUCGACUGGGUCAUGGCAGAUCUGCCACGAAUAGGCCAGGUUCUGAUAAAUCUGGUGACGAAUGCGAUCAAGUUUACCUCUCGGAAAAAAGGCGAGAAGAAGAUUCAGGUCGGAAUAGGAGCUUCGCUGAACCGACCGACGAGCUACCCACCCAAUGUGGUAUUCUUCAAUAGCGAGGAGGAGUAUCACUUAGACAGCACCAAAGACGCCGCGUGGGGCAAUGGCGAAGCACUGUACGUCAUGAUUGCGGUUCAAGAUACUGGGAUUGGCAUCAGUGACGACGGCCAGAAGAGAUUAUUCGAACGUUUCCAUCAGGCCACACCCAAGACGGAGGAGAAUUAUGGAGGCUCGGGAUUGGGGCUAAAUAUCGCCAGGAAAAUCUGCCACAUCCAUGGCGGAGAAAUCGGUGUCUCGUCCAAAGAGAAUUUAGGCAGUACUUUUGGCUUCUUUUUCAAAGUUCGGCGAGCAGAUACACCAGAGGACGGUUCACGUACUGAGGUCGAUCGUGGAGAGGACGAGGCGGAGGGACAGUUUGCGGAGCAGCUGCGCGCUCAUGGUACCGAGGAGCCGGAUCGUGCGGAUGAAUCCAAGAUGCCCACAUCGCUCAACCAUGCGCCGGUCCGGGACACAUCAUUAGUAGAGCCCAAUUCCGGAGAGGAAGAUACCCAAAGGGACCAUACUGCCGAGAUAGCCACAGAGGUGGACAAGGACGUGGGUCCACCAGAUGCUAAUCAAGCUCCCACCAGCAUGCGUCCUGCCCUUCGAGCGCAAGGCUCUGGAAUGGUUUUACGUUCGGCAGAGAUCACCGCAAGGGUAACUGACAGGGAUAAUACGAAAUCAACAGAAGGGGGCUGUAAUCAGAGCCAGUACAAAACGGAAAAGCCACAUGUCCUACUGGUUGAAGACAACGUCAUUAACCAGCGACUGCUUUUCCGCAAGUUGGAGAAGCAGGGGUACUUGGUCACCACAGCAAACAACGGCGAGGAAGCAGUCGACGCCGUCAAGAGCGCACCACCUCAUUCACCAUCGAGCAAUGAGUUACCCUUUGAUGUCAUCCUCAUGGACCAGGAAAUGCCUCGUCUAGAUGGCAACGGGGCAUCAAGGGCGAUCCGCGAGCUCGAGGAAAACAAUAAAGCACCGCGGAUCAAGAUACUUGGCGUGACAGCGAACGUUCGGAAGGAACAGCAAGAGGUGAUGAGGGAGGCUGGGAUGGACGAUAUAAUAUCGAAACCGUACAAGAUCGAUGAAAUCGUGGGGAAGAUUAGGGGUAUGAUCCAGAAGCCUGCAAGUUGA